Molecule: messenger RNA, 647 nt
Organism: Eruca vesicaria subsp. sativa (arugula)
Lineage: Eukaryota; Viridiplantae; Streptophyta; Magnoliopsida; Brassicales; Brassicaceae
Source: the annotation of a GenBank genome assembly
AUGGAUCAGCAGGAGAUCAAGAAAUUGAAUGGUGUUGGUCUCGAGGAUCUGAGCUACACCGAGCUUGCUUCGCUUGAAAACAUGUUAAAGGAGGGAUACCGCAUUGUGAACGAACAAACAGAUGAGGCAUACAACGAAUUAACAUGCAAGCUGAUUGUUGAGUGCGAUGUUAUGGGGUAUGAUUGGGUUAACGAAAAAGAGAAAGAGGAUUUGGCCUACCAAUCUCUUCUGGCAAAGAGAAGAAGAGUUAUGAGGAACAAGGCUAGAGAACUCCGCCUCAGGCCUCCUCAAAAAAUCCAACAUCAUCGUAGAGAUGACCCUGAAGGACUGAUGCUAGACAUCGACGCUUUGAAGUUCGAGAAGGAGAGGCUACGUCUUUUAAACCAGAGAAUGAUUGGUAAAGAGCUUGACGGUAUGAGUUACUUGGAACUGUAUGUGUUUUGCUUUGAGAUACAGCAUGGUAUGUUGGAAGCCGAAAAGAUGAGGAAGAUAAAAGGUGCCAGGCCGGUCAACAUGGAACCAAUUUCCCCGGGACAGAUAUGAUCGUGACUUUAGGUGGGGCAGGUUCUUGGCUCGUGACAUUAAGAGAGAGAUGGAAAAUCGUUUUUGUUUAAUAAAGAGAGUCUUGUAUAAUUUUAUGGUGGUUC